Molecule: messenger RNA, 6699 nt
Organism: Cynoglossus semilaevis (tongue sole)
Lineage: Eukaryota; Metazoa; Chordata; Actinopteri; Pleuronectiformes; Cynoglossidae
Gene: synj1
Product: synaptojanin 1
Exons: 30
Biological process (GO): synaptic vesicle endocytosis; phosphatidylinositol dephosphorylation
Molecular function (GO): nucleic acid binding; SH3 domain binding; phosphatidylinositol-4,5-bisphosphate 5-phosphatase activity
Source: RefSeq, a predicted model, not a curated record
UUUGUUUUACGGUAACGUCAGGUAGGCGUGUUUUGCGUCGGAAUGUACCAUCUCUCCAACACACCGGGAGUUAUUUUGUUGUGACAGCAGCACAGUCACAACCCGGCGGGGGGAACACGGUCAUAACAAAGGUUUUAUUUCCCCUCCUAAGACAAAAAUGGCCUUCAGCAAAGGAUAUCGCAUUUACCACAAGCUGGACCCACCGCCCUAUAGUGUCAUAGUAGAAACCAGGACACGGGAAGAAUGCCUCAUGUUCGAAUCAGCGGCCGUCGCUGUUCUGUCCUCAGCGGAGAAGGAGGCCAUUAAAAAUACAUACACCAAGAUCGUUGACGCCUAUGGAAUCCUGGGUGUGCUCCGUCUAAACCUGGGAGACUCCAUGCUCCACAGUCUGGUGGUGGUGACAGGAUGUAGUUCUGUCGGGAAGGUGCAGGAUUCAGAGGUUUUCAGGGUCACACAAACAGAUUUCAUAUCGCUGAAGAACGAUCCCGGAGAUGAGGACCGUAUCGCUGAGGUGCGAAAGAUCCUCAACUCGGGACACUUCUACUUCGCCUGGUCGUCCACUGGAGUCAGCAUGGACCUGAGUCUCAACGCACAUCGCAGGAUAUUGGAAGAUACUACAGAUAACCGCUUCUUUUGGAACCAAUCGCUGCAUUUGCAUCUGAAACAUUACGGAGUGAACUGUGACGAUUGGCUGCUGAGGCUGAUGUGCGGCGGCGUGGAGAUCAGGACCAUCUACGCAGGUCACAGACAGGCCAAGGCCUGCAUCUUCUCCCGCCUCAGCUCAGAGCGAGCGGGUACACGGUUCAACGUCCGGGGAACGAAUGACGACGGACAGGUGGCCAACUUUGUGGAGACUGAACAGGUCAUCUUUCUUGACGACAGAGUUUCAUCCUUCAUUCAGAUCCGUGGAUCCAUUCCUCUCUUCUGGGAACAGCCGGGCAUCCAGGUGGGCUCCCAUCGUGUCAAACUCUCCAGGGGAUUCGAGGCGAACGCACCAGCAUUUGAGAGACACUUUACCGCCCUGCGAAUGUUGUACGGCAAACAGGUGAUCAUCAACCUGCUGGGGAGUAAAGAAGGCGAACACAUGCUCAGCAAAGCCUUCCAGAGUCAUUUGAAGGCCUCAGAACACGCAGCUGCCGUGAAAAUGGUCAACUUCGAUUACCACCAGAACGUAAAAGGAGGAAAGGCGGACAAACUCCACAGCAUUCUGAAACCUCAGCUGGGCAAGUUCGUGGAAGAGUGUGGCUUCUUCUACUACACCGGGGAGAAGGGAAUCACGAGAACUCAGGGUGGAACCAUCAGGACCAACUGCCUGGACUGUCUGGAUAGAACCAACAGUGUUCAAGCCUUCUUUGCCCUCGAGAUGUUGCCGAAGCAGCUGGAAGAAAUGGGUCUGACAGAGAAACCACAGCUGGUGGCCCGGUUCCAGGAGGUUUUUAGAACCAUGUGGUCGGCCAACGGAGAUUCAGUCAGCAAGAUCUACGCAGGCACCGGGGCCCUGGACGGCAAAGCCAAGGCCGGAAAGUUGAAAGACGGAGCUCGUUCUGUGACGCGGACCAUCCAGAACAACUUCUUCGACAGCUCCAAGCAGGAGGCCAUCGACAUCCUGAGGCUGGGCUCCACGCUCAACAGUGACCUGGCCGACAAAGCUCGGGCCUUGCUCACCACGUCCAGUCUUUAUGUCACUGAGCCCGUCUUACAAUCAGCAUCUCCACGAGUGCUGCUAGGAAUGUGUCAAAGCUACCAAAAAUACACCAGGCCCAAGCAGAUCCGCGUCUGUGUCGGCACCUGGAAUGUCAACGGCGGGAAACAGUUUCGCAGCAUUGCUUUUCGCAACCAGACGCUAAACGAUUGGCUGCUGGACGCUCCCAAAAUCGCAGGACUUCCUGAGUUUCAAGACAGCAAGGCCAACCCCAUAGACAUCUUUGCCAUAGGAUUUGAGGAGAUGGUUGAACUGAACGCUGGCAACAUCGUCAGUGCCAGCACCACCAACCAGAAACUGUGGGCGGCCGAGCUUCAGAAAAACAUCUCCCGAGAUCACAAGUAUGUGCUGCUGGCUUCAGAGCAGCUGGUGGGAGUGUGUUUGUUUGUGUUCAUCCGCCCGCAGCACGCACCCUUCAUCAGAGAUGUCGCUGUUGACACUGUCAAAACUGGAAUGGGUGGGGCCACUGGCAACAAAGGAGGCGUGGCCAUCCGCCUCCUCUUCCACACCACCAGCAUCUGUUUCGUCUGCUCUCACUUCGCGGCCGGCCAAUCGCAAGUCAAGGAGAGGAACGACGACUACAACGAGAUCACGCGCAGACUCAGCUUCCCCAUGGGUCGUCUGUUGUACUCACACGAUUACGUGUUCUGGUGUGGAGACUUUAACUAUCGUAUCAGCCUGCCCAACGAAGAGGUCAAAGAACUCAUCAAACAGCAGAACUGGGACGCCCUAACUGCCGGUGACCAGUUGGUGGAUCAGAAGAACGCUGGUCUGAUCUUCCGAGGUUUCAUUGAGGGAAACUUGGAUUUUGCUCCCACCUAUAAGUAUGACCUGUUCUCAGAAGACUACGACACCAGUGAGAAGUGUCGCACGCCCGCCUGGACUGACCGUAUACUCUGGAAGAGGAGGAAAUGGAACUUUGAUAGAACUGCUGAGGAGCUGAACAUAGUUGGUGCAACUUGUACAUCGGGGGAGAACGAGGAUGAUCCAGAUCAUCCUUGGAGCCCAGGGUCUCUGAAGUACUACGGCAGGGCUGAGCUGAAGACCUCCGAUCACAGGCCAGUGGUGGCAAUAAUGGACGUGGACAUCCUGGAGGUCGACCCCGAGGCUCGACACCAGGUCUACAAAGACGUCAUCGCCCUCCAGGGGCCUCCCGAUGGAACUAUCCUGGUGUCGCUGUGCACCUCCGGCCCUGAUGACUACUUUGAUGACGCGCUCAUCGAUGAACUGCUGGACAAGUUUGCGAACUUUGGAGAAGUGAUUCUCAUCAGGUUUGUGGAGGAGAGGAUGUGGGUGACCUUCCUUGAAGGUUACUCCGCUCUCGCUGCUUUAUCGCUCUGUGCGUCCUCUGUCCUUGGUAAAACCAUUGACAUCCGUUUGAAGAGUCCAGGCUGGAUCAAGAGUCUGGAGGAGGAGAUGAGUGCGGAGCGAAUCUGUGGCAGCAUCCCUACCUCUGCCAGCUCCACUCUACUGGCCGAGGACACGGACAUGGGCGAUGAUGAUUAUGACAUGGAAGGUGAUGUGGACGAGGAGGUGGAGGAGAUCCUACCCCAGCACCUUCAGCCUGGAGCCGGUGCAGGUCCUGGCUACUCUCCCGCGCCCUCCCCUCGCACCAGCCCCUGUCCAUCUCCCACUCACGGAGAGCCAGCGGCUCCCAGUCGACCCAGCAGAGCACCGCAACCUGCCCGACCAUCGCAAGGGCCUCCUGUUGAUUUCCAGCCAGGUGCUCCCACCUCUCAAGUUUGGGAGCCCAAACGUCCUCCUCCACCUCGCCCUAACGCCCCCCCAGCCAGACCAGCUCCACCACAACGUCCACCACCGCCUUCAGGACCAAAAAGCCCCGCCCUCUCUCGACCAGAUGCUGCCGCAGGUCGAGGCUCAGCAGCUGCAGGAGCUCCUGGACCUCCUGGAGGAGGGUCUUCCAGACCGAAUAUUCCUCCCAGAGCCGGGGUGAUCAGUAUGCCGCCACUUUCCCGUCCGCCACCUCUCUCCCACCCUGGAGCACCCAGACCUAUCCCAGAAAUGCACCCAGGGGCCCCUCGACCCAUCCCAGACACUCACCCUGGAGCCCCACGGCCUAUACCUACGAGUGUCCAGGAAAAACCACCUGACCUGCCCUCUGGUCCUCCACCCUCAGGACCACCUCUUGCAGUGAGAGCCCAGGCUCCACCACAGAUGCCCCCAUCCACUGCCCCGUCACAGCUCCCACCCCCGAUGCAGCCCACCCUUCCAGCACCUCUCCUACCACAGCAGGCACCUCCUGCUCCUCCUGCUGCCCCUGCUGCCCCUGCUCCUCCUGCCCCUGCUUCUGCUGGACCUCUUUGACGUCUGGCCUCUCCUAAAGCUCCACCCCGGUCCCGCUCCUCUCACGCCUUGCCACCUGAUGCUGCCAAGUCAGACGCAGGCCCCGCUGCACAGACAAAUGGACUGAAUGGAAUCCAAAGCGAAGCACAAUGGAAGCCUGACCCCUUGGACACACUCACGUCUGAUUUAUUCUCCUCUUCUUCCUCCUCCUCCUCCAACAACUGGCGAAACACCCAGUCCCUCACCAGAGGCUCCUCCAUGCGCGCUCCUCCCUCCGUCCCUCCGUCCACGUUCUCCUCCAGCACUCUCCCCUCGUCCUUCUCCCUCCAGUCCUCCGCCCUGUCAGACCUGCAGGCGCUCGAUUCCUCGUCAUCCUCCUCCUCACUGUCCAACGCGUCGCCAUUUGCCUCCUCCUCCUUGCUUCUGCCUCCUCCUCCAGUCCCGUCUCGCAGUCGCUCACAGGAGACACUUCGUUGUUCGCCCGGUCCCUUCCCCACCAACACUCUCCCGGCCCGGCCCAGCAGCACCAACCCCUUCAGUGGACCUUUGGCUCGGCAGCAGCCGAGCCGUGCUCUCACCCCCGACUUCAGCAGCCACAAUCCUGGACCAACAGCCAACCUGCACAGGACCAUGUCUGUUUUCGCUCAGCCCCUCAUCCCCACCCCGGCUACAUCAGCGCCUCCUGCCUCGGCUGCUCCGUCCUCCCACCUCCAGAGGUCCAUGUCCCUCUUUGACUCGUCCUCCAUUCUCACUGCUGCACCUGCUCCUCCACCUCUCAUGAACAGAAACCCCUCACCUGCUCCCACUUUACCUCUGGCAACAGCCUUCUCCAUCCCGCCUGCCUUCGCUCCCCCUGCAGGAGGCAAACCUCCCCAGCAGUGGGUCACUUUUGACGAAGAUUCCGGUUUUCCUCCAACGACCAAAACGUCACAGAAACCCACCUUUCCUUUCAAUUCCCUCGCUCCCCAAACUCAGACUCAAGCCCCUCGCUAUGUGUUCGACUCGGAGCCCGACUGGUUGACCUCGGGUCCCUCGGUAUUCCCGACCCUGCCCCCUCCCAUCCUGGGAAGAACUGCAACGAAUAACUCAACCCUCGCGGAGAGACCUGGUGACGGCUGCUUCUUCUCCAGGGAGUCCACAGAAAGAUAGGAUCUUAAAUGUAUAACCUGCAUAUGUGUUAAUCUAUGACCAAUGUGUAUAUGUGUGUGUGUAUGUGUGUGUAUGUACAGUGACGUGAUUAUUUUAAGAGGUACAGACCAGUUCACCUUCUGUGUCACAGGAAGUGAAGAGGAGAGUGUGUGUGUGACGUGACUUCACCCCCUGGUGUUUGGGUUUAUUCGACCCGCAGUCGACCCCCGUGUUUUAUUUCUGCUGCUCGUGUCCUGUGUGUUAUACAAAAGGUUUAUCUUGUACGCACAAGUUUUUUUUUUGUGAGCUCCAGUGCAAUAUCAAGGCCUGGGUCAGCGCUGAAACACUGCAGUCUGUAUCUCCCUCUCGGUUUUGACUCUCACCUAUUAUCACGUGAUUGGACUUUCCGAUGCAGUUAUUGUCCAGUUUCUGGGUUUUGUUCGACGGCCGUACAGGGAGCGUCCCCUGGAGCUUCUCAUCCACAUAUCAUUCAGUGAGCUCUCAGCUAACAUGUUAGCUUUGGUUGAAGGUAUGCAACAUCUACUUUUUUCCAAAUUAACUGCCAGACUUGGAUCUUUUUUUUUUUCAGAAAGUGAUGCAAUAGGCCCCAAUGCAUUUUGACACUGCCCUGUACACAGUAGAGAGAAUCCACAGUAUAGUAGUCGGGACGUCUGUCGCCAACGUGCACUUCUACGUAUGUUGCUUCAUUUCAGAUGGUUUCUCAAUCUUUGGUUCACAGGAAGAUUCUAAAAGGGUUUUUUUUUUAGAUGGAAUCUCCUCGAAAAAGAGUUCUGUUUCUGCCUGAAUUCUAUAUGAAUCAACAGACAAAGGUGUUCGAAGAUGCUCCACAUUUAUCAUCUACUUUAUAGCUAUCUGUAUAUGUUUUUGUAGCUGCGUAAGAAAAAUCUAGACAUACUGAUAAUGUAUACAUUUACGUUUUAAAGUGAAAACUACUCUUUAAAAUGGCAUACGUUACGUAGUGUGUGUGUGUGUGUAUUGGUCGUUUCACACACUGUAACUGAUGUGCACUGAGGGUGUCCAUGCCCCACGAGUUGUGUUGACAAACUGGACCAAAGUGGACCACACCCUGUCGUCGCCUUCAUCACAACAUCCACCCUCUACACCAAACCCAUGCUGUUUGAUACAGAGAAUAUGUACCUGUGUAUUUCUGUUACUGUAAUUACAAAGUGACACAAUUCUCAUGGACCCGAGGCCAUGCAUAAUAACAGUAAAAGAAAGGGGGGGGGCUUAUUUUGGGCUUUAAUUGCGAAAAACGAAACAUUUUAAGUUUCUAAGAGGACAUUUACUCUAAAUAAUGUGUUGUUAAUAGUGUGGUGAGAAGUAACGUGUCGUGUUUGAGGUGCAUAUCGUCCAUUUUAACGCGUCUAAUAGUGUAAGUGUGUGUACAGAGUGGAAUGUCGCAGCUCUUCUCUGGUCAGAACACACACACUGUGUGUGUGUGUGAACCAACAGCCGGUGUAACAACUCACUCAAGGCUGUCGUCGUGUUUCUGCUUCUCACUCUGCUGUCGACAGGCAUCACUGUAUGCAAAAAAAAAAAAAAAA